UUCAUUUUAGGUAAGUUAAAAAAACGAGAAUAUUCAUUUAAUUUUCCGGAGCCAUUUUAUUUUUUGGAUAUAAGUAGUAUGAUUCUAACUUAUAGUGUACUUGCAACAAAUGGAAUGGACGAUGGUAGUGCUACAGCAGCGCCACGUAGCGCCUAUCCGGGAGCUCCGCCCCCAGCCCCGGUGUCAUUAAAAGGGGCCCAAAGGCCAGCUAUGACUAGUCCAGCUGCAGGUGGAUUAGCUGGUGCUCCAUAUAGAGGUGCUAGUUGGACACCACAGGGAUACGCACCAGCAGCUGCUGCUGCUGCCGCUGCUGCUGCACAACAAGCAUAUAGAUAUACAGCACCGUUACCGCAACCAGCUUAUGCUGCUUAUACCCCUCAUACAACAACAACUACAACGGUAAGUGAAUUUCAAAGAUAUUCCUGAUUUUGGUAUGUAUAUAGAUUAAAUAUUUAAAGUAUUGUUAAAUACAUACAAGACUUUAAUGUCACACCUUUGAGAAAUGGAAAAGUUAAAAAUUCGAGCAAUUUCGAGAGUUUGGGGAUGGUUCAAUGGAAAUCUUACCUAUAAAUUUAAUGUUUACCCUAUAUAUAUAAAUUCCAUAUAUAAAUUAAAUUCUUUUAAUAAAUAUUUCUUGUAAUUUGAUUAGUGAACAAUAAAUAUUCAUUCAUGCACUUAAGUUUCAUGAACUAUUAAAAUUGAUUUCCUAUCUUUAAAAUAUUACAAUUUUCAUUCAUAAAAAAUGGCUGUUUGACAUUAUUAUUCUCGUAUAAUUCUAUAAUAAUAAAUUACAAAUUUAAUAAAAACUUCAUGAGAAAUUUUAAAUUAUUCAAUAAUAAAAUGGAAGUUUCUAAACGGAAACUACCUAUAAAAACUUAAUUUUUGCUAAUAUUUUGUACAUCGUAUGGAAGAAAAUUCGGACAUUUUUAUAAUUUUAUUAAAAUUCUCCAAGUUUCGAAUUGCUCUGUGUAUGUCAAGAAUUGAGAUUUGAGCUAAAAUUUCUGACUCAUACUU
This is a messenger RNA of Condylostylus longicornis, 1014 nucleotides long. RefSeq names its product protein alan shepard-like. The record is from RefSeq and is a predicted model, not a curated record. NCBI's taxonomy places the organism in Eukaryota, Metazoa, Arthropoda, Insecta, Diptera, Dolichopodidae. The coding region runs from base 79 to 426 and encodes 115 amino acids. The transcript is spliced from 3 exons.